AAGCUGUUUCCUUCUACGGCAGGAUGGCAUUGUGAUAGAAAUGCUACCGACUCUGAAGGCCAAAGCCCGAGUGAUGCCAUCGUACUGCCUCCUCUCAAAGCUUCUCAGUCCCACUCUCUCCUUCUCCUCCGUCUUUGCCGCCACCGCCGCCGCCGCCCCGAUUACGUCCCCAUUUACCCUCCGCCGUCCAUCUCCGACGCCCCCUCGUCUUCCUCUUUGGGCUCUGAGAAGGCCAGGCUCCGUCUCGACCCGUUCCUUGCCCCUGCCGGCUUCUUCUCGCGGCCUCUCUUCGGAAGGAGGGAUGGGGGAUCAGGACGUGUCGUAUCUCUCCCAGAAGGAUGCGGCGGAGAUAGACGAGAUCCUCAUGGGCCCUCUUGGCUUCAGCGUCGAUCAGUUGAUGGAAUUGGCGGGACUGAGCGUAGCCACCUCGAUACCAGAGGUCUACAGAUUAAGUGAAUACAGUCGCGUUCUUGCUAUAUGCGGCCCAGGAAAUAAUGGUGGUGAUGGUCUGGUAGCUGCUCGUCACCUGCAUCACUUUGGAUAUAAACCAUUUGUUUGUUACCCAAAACGGACACCCAAACCUCUCUAUACUGGCCUUGUUACCCAGCUGGAAUCAUUGUCAGUCCCAUUCUUGUCUGUUGGAGACCUGCCUCAGAAUUUAUCAGAUGAUUUUGACCUUAUUGUGGAUGCAAUGUUUGGUUUCUCAUUUCAUGGUCAGCCAAGGCCACCGUUUGAUGUUCUUAUCCAAAGGCUUGCUUCAUUGAGUGGUAUUGACAAUGGCUUUAAAAGAAAAGUGGCAAUUGUUUCUGUUGAUGUUCCUUCCGGGUGGCACGUUGAAGAGGGAGAUAUCAGUGGAGAAGGAAUUAAACCUGACAUGCUGGUAUCAUUAACUGCUCCAAAGCUCUGUGCAAAAAAAUUUAUUGGCCCCCACCACUUUCUAGGGGGUAGAUUUGUGCCACCAUCCAUUGUACAUAAGUAUGGACUUAACCUUCCUCCAUAUCCUGGCACUUCAAUGUGUGUGAGAAUUGGAAAACUCCCAUCAGUUGACGUCUCAUCACUAAGAGAAAACUAUAUUUCUCCUGAACUUCUUGAAGAUCAGGUGAUGGCUGACCCUGUAGAUCAGUUCCAUAAGUGGUUUGAUGAAGCAGUUGCUGCUGGCUUGCAAGAACCUAAUGCUAUGGCCCUAUCAACUUGUGGCAGGGAAGGAAAACCGUCAUCACGAAUGGUCCUACUGAAAGGAGCUGAUAAACAAGGAUUUGUUUGGUAUACCAAUUAUGGAAGCCGGAAAGCUCGAGAAUUGUCAGAAAAUCCUCAUGCCUCGCUUCUUUUCUUCUGGAACCCUCUUCAUCGCCAGGAGCUUGAUUCCUAGACCAGAGUAUUGGGGAGGUUACAGACUAACACCAACCGUCUUCGAAUUUUGGCAAGGACAGCCUUCUCGCCUGCAUGAUCGGCUGCAGUACUCGCUGAGAGAGGGAGAUGGGAAACAAGUAUGGCAUAUUGAAAGGUUGUCCCCAUGACUAGUACACUCACAUUCUGCCCUAUAACAAUAAGUAAUGACCUUAUUGAAUCCUUUUAAUUAUAACUUCGCCUGGAAGAUUCCACCAAAAUUUUUUGCAGCAUGGAAUGGUGUCGUGUUUGGUUUUAUUGACUUGUCACUUUGGACCUUCUUCUUUGAGAUAUAUUCUCCAUAAAA
Messenger RNA from Elaeis guineensis (African oil palm), 1693 nucleotides. The record is from RefSeq and is a predicted model, not a curated record. Lineage: Eukaryota; Viridiplantae; Streptophyta; Magnoliopsida; Arecales; Arecaceae.